This is a messenger RNA of Pristis pectinata (smalltooth sawfish), 4798 nucleotides long. Its product is annotated as CAAX prenyl protease 2-like. Gene Ontology annotation, cellular component: endoplasmic reticulum membrane. The record is from RefSeq and is a predicted model, not a curated record. Lineage: Eukaryota; Metazoa; Chordata; Chondrichthyes; Rhinopristiformes; Pristidae. Gene Ontology annotation, biological process: CAAX-box protein processing. Gene Ontology annotation, molecular function: metalloendopeptidase activity.
GAUGGCGGACCAUGUCGGUGGCGCCGAGCUCUGCUCUGUCUCGGUGGCGUCCUGCCUGCUGCUGGCCUGCGGCUACGUGGGCAGCCUGUACGUGUGGAGGAGCCGCCUACCCAGGGAUCACCCCACUGUGAUCAAACGUCGAUUCACCAGCGUCUUGAUUGUUUCGGCGCUUUCUCCAUUAUGGGUCUGGGUGUGGCGUCAAUACACAGGUUUCAAGACAGGUCCGUCGCUGCUGAUGCUGAUGGGCAUCCAUCUGGAGGGCAUCUUUGCUGCUGCUUGCUUUCCACUCCUACUGACCAUGGUGCUGUUCUUUGGCCCACUGAUUCAGCUGGUCAUGGACUAUUCCUGGGAUUUCAUCGAAGGAUUAAAGAUGUUUCUGGAGCCUCGGUGUUGGGUGCAGUGCCUGGCGGACAUGCGUUGGAUGCGAAACCAGGUGGUUGCUCCGCUGACAGAAGAGCUGGUGUUCCGGGCGUGCAUGCUGCCCAUGCUGGUGCCUUGCACUGGCCUCAGCCGUGCCAUUGUAACCUGCCCACUCUUCUUUGGAGUUGCUCACUUUCACCACGUGAUCGAGCUGCUGAAGUUCAGACAAGGAACAGUCUCGGGCAUUUUCCUCUCAGCAGUUUUCCUCACACAGCAGUGUUCGGGGGCAUACACAGCAUUUAUCUUCAUCAGGACAGGUCACCUGAGUCCGGUGCUCUGUCAUUCAUUUUGUAACUACAUGGGAUUCCCAGCAAUCGGGGCUGCCUUCGAGCACCCUCAGAAACUCAUUAUAUUCUUCUUCUACAUACUGGGAGUCAUCCUGUUCCUCUUGCUGCUGUUCCCCCUGACUGAUCCCACCUUGUACGGGACGCUCGCUAUCUGUCACCUAAGCAAGCCAGAGACCAGCACCUCAGUCUGCACUUGACGCUAACUCCACCGCUGCUGCCCCUCAACAGCCACAUCCUGUGCAUCCAACAUUCAGGGAACUCGCCUUCUGGGCACCAGCAAGUGGAUCGAGAAACUUCUCAGGAAAUGGGAAUUUAGCUCACGAUUCCGGGAGAAGAGAAUUCCCACUCGGAAUUGGCACUUGAAUCUGUAGACGUUCUCUAUUUCCCAAUGAGGCUUGAAAGGAUAUUCUUAAAAAAACAAAACAUCACUUCAAAUACCCAACGACCUCCGUGGGGCACCAAGUAUAUACAGAUGCAUCGCACCCAUCACCUCUGAGGUCGAUGCCACUGCCCCAGUGCUUUAAAUCAUAUUCCAAUCACUCUUUCAUGCGCCAUGGUCAAAAGGAAUAUCAGGCUGCUUAGUUUUCUGCUGGUGUCACCCCGUCCCUUCCACCUCCCUAGGGCAAGUACUGCAAUUGCUCAGGAUUUGUUUACACUUUCCCCUUACCGCAUGCAUCCCUUGGGAAGUUCUGUUGAUCUGCUUCUAGUGUUCUGACGGUUGUGAUGCCCAGUGAUGGGUCUAUUGUUCUUCUCUCACACAGUGCAAGUUCUCUCGGAGCCCACUGAGGGUUUGUGCUGGGAUCUUGCACGCCUGCCAGUGUCCCUCCCCUGUAUCCUUUUCUGUCAACAAGGUGUGCCUCCUCUUCUGUCCUGAGAGGCAGGCGGAGUUGAGAGAAGGUGGUGUGGGGCUGGAGUGGUUUAUCAUUGGGAGGGCGAUACUUUAGAGUGGGGAUGGGAGAGACCAUCAGUGGAAGUGCAGGAAAGGACCAUUUGAUUUGAUUAAGAGUACUGGAGUACCAUCCAACACCAGCCACAGCUCAGUCCUGCCACUGGGCACAUGUGCCCCAUCAAUUCUGCACCGUCUCCCAAUAGUGCUGUAGAUUCCUUUGACUAUCAGGCCAGGGAGUGGAUGUUUCUGCAGCCUAUGAAGGCUUGCACCAGGGAUGAGAAGUUUGCAGAGGGGAAGACUUUGCAAAAAAUUUACAUUCCUACUUUUGCAAUUGCUGACAUUCUGAUUUACCAUUUACCCCUUCAGUGAGGCUCUGAGAGAGGACAGCCCUUGUCCAAGCCCCCAAGCUGAGAGCAUGCCCACCCAGCAAGAGUGACAUCUAGAGUUGGAGCUGGGUGAACAUAAGGGGUUGGGUAGAGAUGGCCUCAAUUGUGGUUUGGAGAUUCCCUCUGCUAUUUCAUGGAAUAUCUCAGAUCCCGUUCCCACUUGACUGACUUUGUCUAAGAAGUGACAUAGAGUGUGGCACCCACACCUCCUCAUCCAAACUCGUCACUUGUGUACAGGCACGCAGGCGAACCUCAUGACCGUCUGUCAGCCUUGGGUCAAUUUUUGAUGGGACUCCCACACUGGAGUUGCAGAAUCUCAAAGGAGGGGACUCCAAGCUGCUUUCUCUGAAAACUGCCUGAAGCAGAUGUGGGCUAGCUUUUGGUUUCAGUGCUCAGGCUAUUGGUUCUGAAAAGCAGAAUAAGAGGUGUAAUUUUUAACACCACACCCCCAGGUUGCGAACAAUUACAGUGAAGGCUGCCGCAGUCUAACAGGUUCAUUUGCUGAUUCGGUCCUUCGUAAACCUUAAGCACAUGGGGUUCUGUGCAAUGAAACCUCGCCAGAUUUAUUUGGCUUCUUCUGUUGUUGUUUGUGGAUGAGGCAGUGGGUUUAUCUGUUACAGCUGUAAACUCAUUCACAAAGGUGCAUUGCAAGGUGACAAGAAAUGCAUAGAACAGGAAUACCAUCCAAACUCCAAUGUGGACCACCACUGUCAUGGUAGUUCGCAGCUCCUUCAGUAGUCCUAGCAUGUAGGUGCAUAUAAAGGAACUCACUACCUGGGCAAAGCUAAAUCACCCAACAAACUUCUUUAUGGCAGGACCUUUGCACUAUUCUUUGUUUCUAGCUCAACUGUUGUGCCACUAAGUAGCCCAUUCACAUUCUGCAGAACUGCUGCUGCAAGAACCUCUGUAUCCUGCUCUCCCUCCAUGCACUAAGUUGAGGAUGCUCCCUAAUGCUGAGAGAGCUCCCCAGACUGCCAGUGGUGGGGAUGUGGUGCAGAAGGAAUUGUGGGGGGGUGGGGGGAGAUGCGGUUCACAGGGAGUAAUAUGCAAGGCUGUAUCUUGGACCAUUGUGAGCUUCGAAGUAAUUUGUGGCAGUGAUUCCUUCUCUCAUUCCUCACCACUGAUCAGGUUGCAGUGAUGUUAUUAAACCAACUCCCACCCUUUGUCUCCACCACACCUUCAACUCGAUGGAGCCCACUGUGGCACCCAGACUGCUGCAGCAACUUGCAACAGUUGUCCAAGCUGAAGACUGCUGUGGACCUUGGUCUGUACACUUCAGAGGGUGGGAUACAGGCCAGUGGCAUGUGUGAGGUGCCCCAGCGUUGCUGGAGGGGGAUGGUUAGUGUGUUACACUCAGCCAAGGUUACGCAGUCCUGUGGAACACUCAUGAGCUUAGAGAGAUCUACCCCAACUAGAGGGAUCAAACUUUAACAUGCUUAUUUUUGCCUGCAAACACAGAAGCAUUCCCUAUAAUAAGAUCAGCUGAUGAAUGCACACCUGAGUAUCUCUUAAUUGGGAGAGCAGAAUCUGAAUGCAACAGGGUCCCUGUCAGAUAUUCCCAUCUUCCCUUUCUGAUUGUCUGGGAAAGGGGCGUUUCCAGCGAACUUGUUUAUUUCCAUCACCUUUGAAUAGAAAUGUUUCUGAAACCUCUGGGAGCAUCACCUUGUGGUGUCAGUGAAGACUCUGUAGAUAGCCCUCUCUCGCCUUUAUCUCAGAAGGGUCAAGUUUUGUACUCCAGAGAUACUAAAAGUCCAGGCUGACACUGCCAAUGUAGGGCUUCAGGGGUGCUGCACUAUUGGAGGUGCUGUUUCUGUGAUGAAACAUUAAACCAUGGCGCGCUCUCUCCUCAGGUGAACAUAUCCCACAGUUGAAAGAGCAAGGUAGUUCUCCUUUGGUCUUGGGGCCAAUAUUUAUCUGUCAAAUCAGCAUCACUAAAACGAAUAACCUAGCCUCAUUCUGCUGCUGUUUGUGGGAGCUUGCUGUGCCAUGUUUCCCAUGUUACAAUAAUGACCACUUUAGAAAGUUUCUCACUGGCUUUGGGUUAUUCAGGGGACAGGGAAAGGUGCUGGAGGUGUCCAAACCUUUCUUCAGACGAGUUGCCCUGUUGUGGUGUGAGUCUAUGCUCAGGAUCCCCUUGUGGUCCAUACUGAUUCUCCAAAAACAGUUGCUGCACAGGUCUGUAAUCUGUAGCUCCCACCCCAGCAAUACAACCAAGGUCUUGCAAAAAGAACCUUGUUGCUGAUAAAAUCAUCCACCAGCGAGCUAAUGUUCAGAAUUCUAACUACACAACAGUUUCCGUAACCUCACUACUGAUAAAAAAAUUAACUUUUGGUGAGGAAUUGGGUCCUCCUGUCAAACCAGAAGUAAAAUAUUUUUUCUAACAUGACCACAGAAAUGUUUGUAAAUCAAGCAAUAUAUUUUCUAAAGUAACUAUUUUCCUGACAAAAGAUUGUAUAAUUAACCAAGAGAAGAAUUUUACUUGAUGUGCAAAAUGGAGCUGACAAUCUUGUACUGUACAACAUAGAAUAUAAAUUUCUGAUUUAAAAAAAAUAUAGAGACCGUGUUCAUUGAGGCAAGUCUCAGUUUUACAGACAGAAUGAAUAUCCAGCUGGAUUUGUCCUUCUGGUAUACUUGUCUGUCCUGAGUUUCCAAUGGAGCCAUGUAUUAACAGGCACAAGCCAUUCAUUCCUUUGAGCAAGUCAUUGGGUUUGUUGCUGCUUUGUAUCCAAUUAUCAGUCUUUGCUCUGUAACCCUUAAUACCCUUGGUUAGUAAACAUAUGUACCAAUCACAGAUAUAAAAUAGUUAAUUGAGCUUG